AUGGAUCAAAAAAUUAUACUGUGCAUCGUGAUGACCCUUUUGGGAUCUAUCUCGAAAUCGCAAUCACAAGUAUUCUGUUAUUAUGCAAGUUGGGCAGUGUACAGGCCCGGAGACGGAAAAUUCGACGUGGACAAUAUCGAUCCUUUUCUAUGUACCCAAGUAUCAUUCGCCUACAUCGGAGUAAAUAGUAAUGGAAGUCUUCAAGUAGUAGAUCCGCAUCAAGCAAAUAGCAAUGGUCUCGAUGGAUUGAAUAGAUUUGCGUCCUUAAAGGAAAUAAAUCCGGACCUGCAACUCUUCAUUAGUAUUGGGGGAUUUAGUGAAAGCCCAGAAGAAUAUUCGAAUGUUCUAGCCAAUUCUUCACUCCGCGGAACACUUAUCGAUUCAGCCGUAGCCUUCCUCGAUGAAUAUGGACUUGAUGGAAUUGAUUUCGAUUGGGAUUAUCCCACGCGAAACGAUGCAAGCAACGAUCAAGAUAAGUUGCUGCUCAAGGACCUCCAGGAAACUUUCAAGCCUAAGGGAUACUUAAUCUCUGCUGCUGUUAAUGCAGGUCCUAGAUUUCUUAACGAUUCCUACGAUAUUGCUCAACUUAACGGGUUUCUAGACUUCAUAAACGUUAUCACGUUCGAUUAUCACGGCCAUUUCAACACGUACGUAGGUCAUUCCAGUCCUUUGUUCAACAGUUCGUUGGAUGCAGAUUCCGGUGGUACGGAUCUAAACGUCAAUUUCAUGUCAUCGAAGGUAACCUUUCGAGGAAUAGAUAAAGAGGACAAGAGUGGCAGAUUCUCCUUGUAUAAGGUCCAAGCGGACGACACCGACUCUGGAGCCAGUUCGCCCCAUUCUAUUCCAGAAGACCAUAGUUUUUGA
This is a messenger RNA of Cylas formicarius (sweet potato weevil), 864 nucleotides long. Its product is annotated as probable chitinase 2. Gene Ontology annotation, biological process: carbohydrate metabolic process; chitin catabolic process. Lineage: Eukaryota; Metazoa; Arthropoda; Insecta; Coleoptera; Brentidae. Gene Ontology annotation, molecular function: chitinase activity; chitin binding. The record is from RefSeq and is a predicted model, not a curated record. The transcript is spliced from 6 exons. Gene Ontology annotation, cellular component: extracellular region. Bases 1 to 864 code for a protein of 287 amino acids.